UAAAUUGUUUAAAAACAAAGUCAGUUCAAAAUAAACCAGCGGCAAGUGUGGGUCGAACUGAAGACGCUGAAAACUGAAAAUCGGAAACUCGAAAACUGAAAACCGAAAACUGUAACUCGAAAACUGAAAACUGAAGAUGAACAUGUUUUUCGAAAACGCGAAAAAAUGUUUAACUGAUUAGAAAACGAAACCUCUUAAUGACGGGCAAAAAUUCGUAACCCGAAAAGAAUAAAUACACGUGCAAAAAUAAAAACAGACAAAUAAAAAAUAUAAAUUUUUUUUUGAUAAAAGUUUAUUUCAUUAAUCGUAAUUGCAGUGAUAAAAGCGAUUGUUAAGUAAAUUAUCUCAAUCUAAUCAGAUAGAAUUUUUCGCCUCCCGCGCCACUUAACAAGUCAAUGCAAAAGUUCUCAGUUGCAAGUACACAGCAACUUUCUAUACAAAACUGAACUAAAUAAAAAAUAAAGGACCCAAGGAUUCCUGGUCAAGACACAAAAUAAAAGUCGAGUGCGACAGGAAAUCAUAGUAACCGCCACCAGCUGUUCCAAUAAAACGUCACUGAGCAAAUUGCCAUCUUCAUUUGCAAAUAUAAAACCGACAGCAGCGGCAGCGGCAGCGACAGCGGCAGCAGCAGUAGCAGAAACAGUAGCAGAAACAGUAGCAGAAGCAGCAGCAACAAUAAUAACGACAGCAAGAAGAACUGCAUUUACACAAUAAUGACAGGUAAGUUCAGUGUCAUGACAACCAGUUUAACGCAGUUGCCGCCUGUAAAGCAGAAGUUGUUGUUGCUGUUUUUAUUGUGUUUGUGUUAUCAGCAUUUGUGGAAGCUUAAACUUGUAAGCGCGGUAGCUGUAACCAGAAACGACACAGCUCGCCAGUGUACAGUGAAUUUUAAUAAUACCAAAGUAGAAAAGCGCAUUGGUUCGAUCUGGGUUUCGACCACAGAUCCAUGUGCAAUUCAUUCUUGCGAAGAAGAUAACAAUGGACUUGUUCGUGAAUUGAUUACUACUGAGGAUUGCAGUGAGUUCUAUUGUGACGUGGAUUCCGAACCUCAUCCUCAGCCAGGCACUUGUUGUGGCGUUUGUAUGAGAACUAAAUGUCAUUACAAUAACACCAUCUAUGACAUGGGGCAGAUGUGGCAUAAUAAAAAUGAUUGCACGAUUUUGGAAUGCGCCAAGCAACCUGACGGCCAAUCUAAAAUUAACUCAUUUCAGAAAAAUUGUCCCACUUUACCAUUAAAUUGUGCAGCUGAUGAUAUAUACAUAGAAGACUGUUGUAAAGUUUGUCGUUCUAAAGCGAAAGCCAAAAGUUCGUUAAAUAACAAUGAAGAUAGUUGGACAGAAGAGUUUUAUAAAAAUCAUCCGUGCGUACGCGAAUGUCGGCUCAAUGAACCACCAAAAACGUGUCAAUACAAUUUCGUUGUAGAAUGGUAUCAAACAUUAUCAAAAGCUUGCUUUAACUGUCCACAAAAUGCAACAGACUGCCAAAGACCACAUUGCAUUGUUAGCGAUGGUAUAGCUCGUAGCAUAACCAUAGUAAAUCGAAUGAUGCCGGGUCCAGCGAUUGAAGUUUGCGAAAAUGAUAUUAUUGUUGUUGAUGUACAAAAUCAGUUGCUUGGAGAAAGUACAACAAUUCAUUGGCAUGGCUUACAUCAAAAGAGCACACCAUAUAUGGAUGGUGUACCACAUAUAACUCAAUGUCCUAUAUCUCCGCAUUCCACAUUUCGUUAUACUUUUAAAGCGGAUAACUCUGGUACUCACUUUUGGCAUUCUCAUACUGGCAUGCAACGGGGUGAUGGUGUAUUUGGUUCGCUUAUUAUACGUCGUCCACGUAUCACCGAUCCACAUGCUCAUCUUUAUGAUUUCGACCUGUCAGAACAUGUGAUGAUAGUUCAGGAUUGGGUACAUGUACCAGGUGUGGUUAUGUUUGCUGACCACCAUCACUCUCGCGGCGAUAACAAACCUCGCAAUUUGUUGGUAAAUGGACGUGGCCGCUAUUACUACGCUAUAUGGGAUCAAGUAAAAGCUGAACAGAAAAAGAAGAUGAAAAUUGCUUUCGAUGUUAAAAGUGAAACAACAUCAGCACCGCAAAACCCUAAAAGCACAGCAGAAGCAAGCAUUGAAUUAUAUAGUGAAGUAGAAAUAGUAACACCCAUAUAUAAUGGUUCCAAUAAUUACAACAAUAACCGUUAUGAUAUAGGCCUUGUAGAUAGUUUCAAUAUGGAGAACUCAAACCAAACGGAAGAUACAGUUCCUAAAUCAACUUCAUUGUUAUUCAAUCCGCUUAGUAAGCAAACUCAAUUUUUAAAGUUCGCAAACAGCACAAGCACUGACAAUAUAUCCAUAAAUCUCACUACUAAGGUUAAUUCUUCCGAUCAAAAUAAUAAUAAUGAUUCACACAAUCGAACAAAACGUAAUGUUAACGAUAAUAACAUUCCAUUGGACGAAAUUCCUUUACAAAUAUUUAAUGUAAGGCAAGGUUUCCGUUACCGUUUUCGCAUCAUCAAUGCUGAGUUUUUAAAUUGCCCUAUUAUGGUAUCAAUUGACAAUCAUACGUUGUUAGCUAUUAACUCCGAUAGCUAUGACUUUGAACCUAUAGAAGUUGGUUCCAUAGUAACAUAUGCCGGAGAACGUUUUGACUUUAUUGUUCAUGCGAAUCAAACGAUUGGAAACUAUUGGGUGCGUUUUAAGGGUUUAAUGGACUGUAGUGAAAAAUUUACGUCUGCAUUUCAAGUUGCUAUUUUGCGAUAUGAGGGUGCUAAUAAUACAGAACCCUCUGAACAGUUAGGCUACAAUUACAAACCAGAAGGCAUUGAACUAAAUGUUAUGAAUCGAGGUUCUGGCUAUGACGAUUCCUUAACCAUAGCCGAAGUUAAUGGAUUGAAGCAAUAUGACUCAGAACCAGGCGUAAGUCGAGACGCACUCAAACCUGUUGCCGAUUAUAAGUUUUUUGUUUAUUACGAUUUUUAUGCUAAAGAUAAUCCAGUUUAUCACUUGGGCGAUUAUUACGGCAUUGAUGCAAAUCUUACCGACGAGAAUCGUGUAUUCACACCACAGUUAAAUCAUAUAUCUUUAAAGUUUCCGUCUGUAGCUCUGCUUUCAGAACGAUACAAUUUAGACGAUUCAAUCUUUUGCAACGAAUCCAGUUUAGCACAACAAAAUAUCGACUGUAGAGAAGAAUUUUGCAAGUGUCACCACAUGCUGCAGGUGCCUUUGAAAUCUAUUGUAGAAAUAAUUAUCGUUGAUGAGGGCUUCACCUAUGAUGCUAAUCAUCCAUUUCAUUUACAUGGCAAUGCUUUUCGCGUGGUGGGAUUGGAGCGUUUGGGUACUAAUGUAACUAUCGAAAUGGUCAAACAACUUGACCGUUACAAUUUGUUGAAACGAAAUCUGGUGGAUCCACCGGUUAAGGACACAGUAACAAUUCCAGACGGUGGAUACACCAUUAUUCGUUUCGAAGCGUAUAAUCCUGGAUUUUGGCUGUUUCAUUGUCAUAUUGAAUUUCAUGCUGAAAUUGGUAUGGCGCUGAUAUUUAAAGUUGGUAACAAUGAUGAGAUGGAACCAAUACCAAAGAAUUUUCCAAGCUGUCAUGAUUACAUGCCCAAUGCGGAAGAUGAUGACAAUAUAAAAUCUACUACUAAAAAUAACAAAGAGACGACCACUCAAAAACCAAUUGGCGGAAACGACAGCGUUGGAAGAAAUUUCAGUCCAAAAGAAACGCUUGUGGUACUUUUUUCGAUGAUAUUUUGGCACACACUGAUUAAGUUACUAAUAUGCUAGAUUAAUAUAAGUAGAUCUAUAUGUUUAAGAAAAUAUGUUAUGAACGUGAAAAAUUCAGUUAAAAUUAAUUCAAUCGCUUAGUUAUGUGUGAGGCAGUCAUCAAAAGUACUUACGAUUUUUUCACUUACUAU
Molecule: messenger RNA, 3904 nt
Organism: Teleopsis dalmanni
Lineage: Eukaryota; Metazoa; Arthropoda; Insecta; Diptera; Diopsidae
Gene: Mco1
Exons: 5
Coding region: 714-3773 (1019 amino acids)
Biological process (GO): iron ion transport
Cellular component (GO): plasma membrane
Molecular function (GO): oxidoreductase activity; copper ion binding
Source: RefSeq, a predicted model, not a curated record